Messenger RNA from Eublepharis macularius, 2780 nucleotides. It is a transcript of the gene METTL24, whose product is annotated as methyltransferase like 24. The transcript is spliced from 5 exons. The record is from RefSeq and is a predicted model, not a curated record. Lineage: Eukaryota; Metazoa; Chordata; Lepidosauria; Squamata; Eublepharidae. The coding region runs from base 11 to 1114 and encodes 367 amino acids.
UGCUGUCAGGAUGCGCCUCGCUGCCCCCUGCUGCUGCGCGGCCAAGGAGAGGCGGCUGGGCAAGGGCUCGGCUUUCCGCCUCUGCCUUCUCUCGGCCACGCUCCUCCUGUGCCUACAGCUGCUGCUCAGGUACUCCCGGGGCUCCGCCAACGCCAAGCUCCUCGGAGCGGACGCCGUCGCGGAGCACAGCCCCGGCACUAGCCGAAACGGGAAGGCGAACGGGGCGACGGCACCCCGGAGGAGGCAAGUUACCUACGUGCGAAACGGCCUCAGGAGGAGCGCCGCGGAGCCCACCUGUUGCCUCCAGGGGGCGCCGCCACACAACAGCCGCAGGAAGACUAUACGGUGGCACAUAGACCUGCAGCCAUGGGCAAGUCCAAUACCUUCCUUGAGUAAAGAAGCCCUGAGGCUCUUGAAAUAUAUCAGUACCAUCCAGAUGUCAUGUGAUCAUAUGAACAAAAACCUGCCAGAAACGCCUGAUAGCUUGAAGAGGCCAUGGGCAGUCUGCCUGGAUGACAGAUUAAAUUUGGUUCAUCGAAUGAAAAGCAAGCAGUGCCGUUUAUAUUCACUAGGACUGGGCGACGAUGAUAACCAGUUUGAGCUAAGUAUGGCCAACAGUGGAUGUGAGGUGCAUCGCUUUGACCCUAGCAUCAAACCAGCACAUAUUCAAGAGGGACAUCUCUGGUACCAUCGCCUAUCCAUUGAUUGGCGUGAUCCCAAUCCAGCAAUUGCUGCUCAUAAGCUUCAUGCCAGCACUAAGAAACUUGGCACCAUAUUGAAUGAUUUUGGACACCAUGAGAUUGAUAUCCUCAAAGCAGAUAUGGAAAGUGCAGAGUGGAAAAUUUUGGAAAACCUGAUCCUGGAGGAUGUUGUGCCACGUAUUGGACAACUGGUGUUUGAAAUCCAUGUUCAUUGGCCUGGAUUUGAAGUCAGUGGAAAUGAUAGCACUGUAGUUCGAUACUGGUAUAGUCUUCUCAAAGAGUUAGAACUGAAGGACUUUAGGCUUUUUUACACUUACAAAGACUUAUCAAAACCACAGAUAUUUCUAAAAAGGGAGGCCUUCAAUGCUAGUAGCUGUUACACUCUGAGUUGGGUGAAUACAAGAUGGAAAUAAAAAACCUCAAGUACAGAAGAGAACUGUGAAUCAUCACCUUAGCCAGUGUUAUUGAAGAUGGCUUUGGAGGCCUUGACAAAACUUACCGAACUUGCAAAGACACAAGUUGUGGUAUAUAGUAAUAACAAGGGUGUGCAUCCAACUACACAGUUCUGAAGAUGUAAUGGUGCUUGUAUCUUCAGAAGAGGUGGUGAUGAUUUCUGCCGAUUUCUAUUCCCCCUACACUCUCCACUUUGUCUUCCAUGUUGUUUCUGAGGGUGUACUGACCCCUCCCCCCGCCCAGAACAAAGCUUAAAAUGUUAUUUCUUUUCUCUUUACUUUAAAAUGUUAAAUCUUUCCUCUUUGCUUGGGCUAGAGGAAGGAAAGCUGAGUUUCUCAGGGUUCUGACUUACAAGGGGUACUUUGUUGUUCUGUCUUCUAUUAUGCCCCCCCCCCCGACACCCUCACUUGAUUGCCUGUUUUAUUUUCUGGCUGCUGGGCAGUCAUUUCCUUACAUUGUGCCUUCCCCCCCCUUUAUAUCUUUAUUUUCUUGUACUGUGGUAUACAGCCACUUCUCAAUAUGCUUCUCAUUUUAAUAGGAUCAAAUUAUUCAAGUUUUGUUUGUGAUCAGUGACAAUAGGUAAUAAGAAGAGCUCUGCUGGAUCAGACAGAGGGUUCAUCCAGCCCAGCAUCUUGUUUUCCACAGUGACCAACCAGAUGUUUCCAGGAAGCCCACAAAUGGGUCAUAAAGGCAACAGCAAGCAACUUGCACCCAUUGGAGUACUGUCUCUGACCAUGAAGGUUUCAUUGAGCCCUUAAAGGUCAAUGUCCCAAAAGGUUUUUUUGUCAUGUAUAAAGUUGCCAAUAUGGACAAUGUAUGUAACAGUUCACUGCAGCCGAGGCAUAUGUCUGUUUGGCAAAUGCAGUCAGCUGUAAAUUUCCCCUUUUUGUCUGUUUUACACACUUUCUCCUGGUAUUAUGGGGAAUAAUAUCCUUCUGAUGCCUCCUUUACUUAGAUCUGUUUUUCUGGAAGAUACACAGCUUCUUUCUGUGUGGGAUAAGGAAACAAAGAUAGACUUCUAAUUGUCUUUGUUAUAACUGACAUUUAAAAAAAACACUCCCCCCAAACCACUCAGUAUUCUCAAAUUACCUUAUCCCAAAAUCAUAUCAUCCAUUUAAAACUGAAAAUUGUAUAUUGGCCUGCUCUUGAACUCUCCUACCAUAGUUCACCAUUAAAGCUUUUCAGCUACUUACCAGAUUCUAAAAAUCUAAUAAUGUACUAUUAUGGAUUGCAGAGAUGUUUAUUAUCAAGCCAGUUCUAUUUUGCUACAAGCAGUAAGUUAACUACCAGCGCCAGCUUCAGUUACAGCAAACUAUUUUAAAUAUCCAAGAAUAUACUAUACCAGUGUUAUAUCAUAAAUCAAAUCUAGCCAUAGCACAUGUUCCAUCCAAGAUCAAAUGGCCUCUGAUAAAAUGUAAACCAUGAUGGAAAAUCUUAAGCCAUGUAUAGUUUUGUUCCAGCAGAAUACUUACCGACUGCUCUCCUGACUGUUAAAAUCAGCACAGAAUGACAAAUUACAGUGGGCUCAGGAGAUAUAAUCAAAUGUUAUACAGUAAUGAGAAUGAUGCUGAAAAGGCAGACCUAUGUUAAGUCCUAGUUGCAGAUUAUACUACCGGCUUUUGCACC